This is a messenger RNA of Chenopodium quinoa (quinoa), 2652 nucleotides long. Its product is annotated as membrane protein of ER body-like protein. The transcript is spliced from 17 exons. The record is from RefSeq and is a predicted model, not a curated record. The coding region runs from base 147 to 2423 and encodes 758 amino acids. NCBI's taxonomy places the organism in Eukaryota, Viridiplantae, Streptophyta, Magnoliopsida, Caryophyllales, Amaranthaceae.
CCGCUCGCCAUAAGUCUAAACAAACGCAUUAAACAUGUUGGAUAUAAAUGAGACCCAGCAAUGAAAUAGAAACCCCAUACACAUCAAUACAUCAUAUGAUAGUUCUAGUUUGUAGCUUUGAAAAAUACAACAAAACAAUAUAGAUAAUGGAGGUCCAGUAUGAGAGAGAAGUAGAAGAAGUGAUUGGUGUAGAUUUACAGACAAGAAGAAGGUCAUCAAAUUCUCACCUUUCAAAAAAAACCAAUAUUAUUACUAGUGAUUUAAGUGACACUAGUAAUUUUGAGUAUUCUGUAAGUAUGGAAAAUACUAAUAAAAUUACUAGUAAUAAUAAAAAUGGUACUAUUAUUAUUACAAAUGGUGAAAAACCCAAAAUUAUUGAGGGUAGAUCUGCUGGUGAAGAGAAAUUGGCCAACUUUGAUGAGCAUAAUGUAGCUCAAAAUGAAGACACCAAUGGAUUCACUGUAAAUCCUAAUGGGGGUCAUGCUGAUAAAUUCUCUCUUCCAGAGAACAAUGGAGGAGAUAGGGAAACCGAUAUCGAAUCAAAUACUUCUAGUGUCACUAAGAACCCAGAAAUUUCUUCUGGCCUCAGAUUUGUGUUGGAUGAUAGUUCAAAUGGGGACAAUGUCAAGUCGUCUGAGUUUUAUAAUGGUGAAAACAUGGUGAACAAAACUCAAGUUAUAAGUGAUCAGAAUGAAAUUGUUGAAACAGGUCAAUCUCAAGAAGUUGAGCCAGAGAUAGAUGAAUAUGAAGUUGAGAGGGUGAUAAGAAAGCAGGAAACACAUGACUUAAUUUGUCCUAAUUGUAGAGAAUGUAUAACCAAAAGAGUCAUACUUAAAAGGAGGAAACGUACAUACGCUAAAAUUUCCGAAGAUGAGCCAAAUAUUGGCCGAAUUCCCCAUCCUAUAGAUCCUGAUACAGACAAAGGAAAGCCAGAAAAUAAACUUCCUUCAGGUGAACAGGCUAGUGACAGUAUUGAUGCCGUUUCGUGCUUUUCAUGCUUCAGCAUUUUUGUUCCGAAAGGAGAUGGGUUUUUAUGCUGGAGAUUCAAGCCUAAGUCAACUGUUACUCUGCAGCCAGGCCAAUCAGUUGACACAUCAGCCGGCUCCAUGGAUUCAGCAGCUCAACUAAAAGAGGAUGAGACAGGAAGAGUAUUUCCUAUGUGGAUCCUGACUUGUUGUCAACCAUCCCACACAGAGAGGCCAGGGAAGCCUGAACCAAAACCUUCACCAACUUCAGAAAGUGGUAAAAAAGUCCCAAGCGAACUUCCUUCACCGCCACCAUCUCAAGAAUUACCUGUUUCUAACAAACCUGGUGAAGUACCUGAAGAAACCCAGCCACCACCCACACCUGUAUCUCCAGUAACAUCUGACAGAGAUAAAGACUUUUCACUGUGGUUUUUGACCUGCUGUCAACCUUCCACUGAAGGAUUAAAACCAGACCAUGCACCAAUUACCGAUACAAAAGUUCCAAUACAUGAGAGUAGUUCUCCUGCUCCAGCUGAUGGAGCCCCUGUAACAGUUGACAGACAACCUCUUGUAGCACCUGAAGGAAGUACUUCUUGUGAUAGUGUAGUUACACCAGUGCCUCUCAAGCCAAAACCUGAUGGAGGGUUACCAAUACUAGCUAAGCCUGUACCUCACAUAAUACCCGAUGACAGUAUCCCAUCGCCACCAGACCUAAAGGCCCCUGAUACUUCUAAGCAAGAGUAUGUGAUCGUGCCAAUUGUUCCUCAACCCUCACCGAUCGAUGGAAUAAGGCCUACAACAGGCAUCGAGGAACCUCUCGUUAUACGUCAACCUGAACAUCCUAGACCUGGAUUUUCUGGAAUAGAUAUAAUCAAAGCCAUUGUCUAUGGUGGUCUCUUGGAAUGCAUCACCAGCCUAAGUGUCGUAAGUUCUGCUGCAGGCGGUGAUGCCACCACAUUGAAUAUUGUAGCUUUGGGACUCGCAAACGUCUUUGGAGGACUUGUUCUUCUUCUUCAUAAUCUAAGAGUGCUGAGACAUGAGCAUGCAACGGAACGCUAUAUAGAUCAAUUGGGGUCACCAGGGCACUUUAAGGUGCAUGCAGUUAUUGCUGUAUUAUCUUACCUUGUUUUUGGCCUUAUGUCUCCUAUCAUCUAUGGCUUUGCCUUCCGCUUGAGUGACAACAGGGACUACAAACUCGCUUCACUUGCAGCUGCUGCACUUGUUUGCAUCGCCAUUCUUUCUAUAGCAAAAGCAUAUGCCCGAAGUCCUCCAAAGGGAUACAUGCAAACUAUCUUCUAUUACAUUGGUGUUGGAUUUUCGGUCUCUGGGGCUGGAUAUGCUGCCGGUCAUCUCAUAAACGAACUACUGAAGAAGCUCGGUAUUUUUGACCCUAAGGCUCCUGUUGCGAUGUCUUUGUUUGAAGCAGGAGCCAUGAAGGGGGCAUGGUCAUCUUAUUGAUCACUAUUCGUAUCCGAGAGUUAUUUGUUGAUUUACUAGAAAUCAAAAGAGGGUGACUGAGGGAUGAUGCUUGAUCUCUGCAUCUGUAAUUAUAUAUUACUUGAAUCUUAGCUUAGGCUUCUACUCUUGUAGAGAGCACAAUAAUGAUAAUAUAUAGUCUAUCUUUUCUCGAGCUUCUAUGGUUAAACUUUGUACUCCCUCCGUCCCUAUUUGAUAGUCACUUAUUCCA